GAGGUUGUGCAGGUUUAGAGGGUAUUCCUUUUUGCUUAAGAUCACAUUGUUACUCUUCUGAGAAACCAUGUCUUCUGCACAAGGCUGGACUUGUCCCACAGUGAAACUUUCAAAUGGGGUACAAAUGCCAAUACUUGGAAUAGGCACAUCCCAAGUUGGAGGAUUCUCUCAAGAUGCUGUUCUGUAUGCACUCCGUGAUUGUGGCAUACGCCUCAUUGACACGUCAAAGUAUAAUGGCUUUGAGGUACACCUGUCUGAAGCUAUCAGAGAUAGUGGGGUACCCCGAAGUGACCUGUGGAUCACCAAUAAACUCUGGCCAGAGGACUAUGGAUAUGAAACUGCCAAAAAGGCCUUUCAGAAAUCCUGCUCCCAGAUGGGGGUGGAAUAUCUUGACAUCUACAUGUUGCACUGGCCCGACUCGAUGCACCCUGGUCGCUCCAACAGAGAACUGAGAGCUGAGGCCUGGAGAGCUUUGGAAGAACUUCAUGAAGAGGGGUUGUGUCGUACUAUUGGGGUUAGCAACUUUAUGAUUCACCACCUGGAACAGUUAAAGCAGGACUGUACUGUGGUGCCACAUGUUAAUCAAGUGGAGUACCAUCCAUUCCAGCAGCCCAAUAAGCUAAUCGAGUACUGCCGUCAGGAGGGCAUUGCGUUUCAGGGGUACUGCCCUCUGGCCAAGGGUCAAGCCCUUAGCAACCCCACUAUUAUCCAGCUAGCACAGAAGUAUGGACGUUCACCUGCUCAGAUCUGCAUCCGCUGGAGUAUUCAGAAUGGAGCCAUUACAAUACCAAAGUCAACCAAAAGGGAGCGUGUAGUAGAAAACUGUCAGGUGUUUGAUUUCCAGCUGAAGGAGGAAGACAUGGAGGCUAUAAACAAUUUGCAUGAUGGGAGACAUGUGUCCUGGGAUCCAACAAAUGUGGAGUAACACGAGGCAUAUUUGCUGCAGAAAUAAUUCACUAAUGCCUGCAUAUUAAUCACUCUUUUCUCACUGAAAGACAAAAGACAAAACAUUACCUUUAGUUUUUACAAUGUUUUCAGUAUCUCUUACUAAAAUGUUCAUCAUGAUGAAGUUGUCAUAUAUGGGGCACUCUGUUUGUCUGGCAGCUUUAAACAAAGAAUGUAUGGAGUUCCUCACUUUUAUUUUGAAAUAAAAUAACUGUUACUCAAAUGA
Siniperca chuatsi (mandarin fish) is the source of this 1171-nucleotide messenger RNA. Its product is annotated as glyoxal reductase-like. Gene Ontology annotation, molecular function: oxidoreductase activity. NCBI's taxonomy places the organism in Eukaryota, Metazoa, Chordata, Actinopteri, Centrarchiformes, Sinipercidae. The transcript is spliced from 7 exons. The record is from RefSeq and is a predicted model, not a curated record. The coding region runs from base 68 to 925 and encodes 285 amino acids.